This is a messenger RNA of Sphaerodactylus townsendi, 1255 nucleotides long. It is a transcript of the gene MED31, whose product is annotated as mediator complex subunit 31. The record is from RefSeq and is a predicted model, not a curated record. Gene Ontology annotation, molecular function: transcription coregulator activity. The coding region runs from base 54 to 452 and encodes 132 amino acids. Gene Ontology annotation, biological process: regulation of transcription by RNA polymerase II. Gene Ontology annotation, cellular component: mediator complex; core mediator complex. NCBI's taxonomy places the organism in Eukaryota, Metazoa, Chordata, Lepidosauria, Squamata, Sphaerodactylidae. The transcript has 4 exons.
UCGGCUUCAAGUGCGCAGCUGCUGUCUCCAUUUUUCCCUCGCCGGGGAAGCGGAUGGCGGGCGUCGGCGCCAUGGAGACGGAUGAUGCAGGAAACCGAGUUCGGUUCCAGCUGGAGCUGGAAUUUGUGCAGUGCCUCGCAAACCCCAAUUACCUAAACUUUCUUGCCCAGAGAGGAUACUUCAAAGACAAAGCAUUUGUGAACUAUAUAAAGUACCUGCUGUACUGGAAGGAACCAGAAUAUGCCAAAUACUUAAAGUACCCUCAAUGUUUACACAUGCUGGAGCUGCUCCAGUACGAACACUUCCGGAAAGAACUGGUGAAUGCCCAGUGUGCCAAGUUCAUUGAUGAGCAGCAGAUUCUCCACUGGCAGCACUAUUCCCGCAAGCGGAUGCGCCUUCAGCAGGCCCUGGCGGACCAGCAGCAGCAACAGAAUAGUGCCUCCAUCAAAUGAGCCCCUUGGCUGGUUACAAAAGCAGGCUGGAUUCUUUUCCAUGGACAGGUGGUUUCCCUUCCACUUCCUGCUACAUCAGGGAAAGGCAGCCGACAGGAGCUCGUCAGCUUAAUAGAGUCUGGACUGCUGGCUUCGAUCUAUGUAUAUAAGGUGCAGUUACAAAAGGUGCUUAGACCGUAGCUAUUUAAAAUGGUAUAGCAGAAUGGUACAGCAGAAGGGGGUGGAGAAGGAAUGUGAUUUUUUGAAGCAGAGACGGCUUUUACAGGUUUUUUCAAUAUGCUUAUUUUGUUAGUGGUGGUAGAUCACAACUGGGAAAACUUACUGGCUUUGCAUUAUUAAAUCCAUAGGAAAAUAAAGAGGUCUACUUUGGGGUACAUCUUCCUGUAACGCACACUGAUAUUGUACUCAAAACAGUUCUGAGAUCCAGCUGGAUUGAACGUCCUGGCUUCAGAAAUGUCUCUUGUUGAUCUGUCAGAUUCACAGGGGGAAAAUGGUCAUGGGAUAGUCAAGAAGAAACUAUGUGCAGUCUCUUUCCCAUGCUUUCCCCCUUACAGAACUUCAGUUUGUGAACUAACUUAGUCAGAAAUGCUGUUUCCUGGUGCCAUUUUGGCAGCUUGAAUAAUUUUCUGCCUAAACCAGUUUCUUUGCAGGGAGGGCCCCUGCUUGAUGCAAUAUAAAUGUGAAAGGAAAGCAGAUGUGCUAAUGUUGAGUGAACACCCAAGCAGCCAGAGAUAAGCAACUUACCAGUGGUUGGUUUUUUCAUGACGUGGCUGAUGAUUUAAAUAAAUUAAAGCCUUUCUCAA